AUGGGAGUCCGCGAGGUCUAUCGUCAGGCUGGCCUCCUACCAACUAGUUUCCACUCGAUUUGGUCUAAUUUCUGUCCCAUUCGGCCAACAUUUUGGUCUAUUCAGGUGGUGCUUUCACUCUUCAACAAUCUCUCCUUUGUCGACCUGUCCAAAUACCUCAAAAGCGGCACUUGGGACAUUUACGAGUGCUCCGGUGAAGUGGUGAACGAGACGACGGGCUCGCAGCGCUCCAUGCAAGUGGUGUACACAAUCAAGCUGCGCCGAAAGACGCUGUUCUACACGGUCAAUCUCAUCAUCCCUUGCGUGAUGGUCUCUUUUCUCAGCAUCUGCGUGUUCUAUCUGCCCGCAGAUGCUGGCGAGAAGAUGACCCUUAGCAUCAGCAUUCUCUUGGCUUUGGUCGUCUUCCUUUUGCUCAUCAGCAAAAUCCUACCGCCCACCUCCACUUCGAUCCCCCUCAUCUCGUGCUACCUCCUCUUCGCCUUUAUCAUCAAUAUCUUCGCCAUCCUCGUUACGGUGAUGAUCAUCAACUGGAACUAUCGAACGCCCCGGACACACGCAAUGCCCCACUGGCUGCGCUGGGUCUUCAUGGAGCGUCUUCCCGUCCUAUUGGGCAUGCAGCGGCCCGGACAUGUGGUUGCCGAGUUGCAAGUACAGGCCUACCUCAAGCACUCCCAGCAACGGGCCGUUCGAGAGACGUCGAAAUCGGCCUUGGCAGAUGAGCCGGGCAGACCAAGAACGAUAGGCCUAACGCGAGGCUGUACUGUUGGGAGUAGAAAUGCGGCAGUCGCACUUGAGUUGACCAAUCGAGCCCGAGUCUCGAGGCAGCCACGACAGCAUAACGUCAGCUCGGCAUUCGGCGCUCCAAUCCACAACCAGUCACUAUGCGCUGAGACGCUGAGCAACCGAUGGCGACGGAGUUGCCAGUCCUUCUCGGAAGUCGAGGCCGGACAGGCCGGAACGGAGACUACCGAAUCGUCCGGAAGACAGACGAAGCCGGACGGACGAAAGUCCGUCUCUGAAAGAAGACGCCCUGACGACCGGACUCACGGUGUGGACGAGAGCGAAUCCAAUUCAGGAUCACCGGGAUCUGCGGGUGUCAGGGCGACGCUGGCAAGACGAACAAUUCGACCGGCUCCGUCUACAACCCACCCGUCCAAUGGUCCAGUUGUCGGGCUGAUGACCACGUCGUCAUGGCAGCCAGUCCAACGGACAGAAGUCUGCAAUGGCACCUCGGCUAGCAGGGUUGCCAGCGAUACUAGUUCGUCGUCUGGCGGUUGUCUCGCGCCAGAGACGGCCGAGAUGGAGAGUCGUUGCCGAGCCGCCUCAAAGUCCUUCGGUAUGGACUGGAGUCUGGCCGACCAGAAUGCUGGGUGGGUGGUGGAGCACGAGAGUGGCCAUAGCAACGCCAGCGGAGGCAGCGAGGGCGAUGAAGAGACGCCGGCGUCGGCCGGCCUCGUCUACACAAACGCUGAGACGCUUUAUUUUCUCACUGAACAGAAGCAGCCCUCGUCGCAAACACCGUCUCCGUCUCCGUCGCCUUCGCCGUUGGCAGCUUCGCUCGACCGGCCGACACGGCCGGCCCGGUUGGUGUUGACGGCUCCGUGCGGCUGCCAGUUGGCCGGACGCGUGUUGGUCGACCGGUCGGCAACGGCGACGGUGACGGCGAUGGAGGCGACAACUCGUCUGGCGGACCGUCGAGCCGGCCGAACAGCGACGUUCGACAACUCGUCGUCGAGUCGUCUCGACCUGCGUCGAUCCCGAGGUGCCGGUUCUGUACCGGACACCGACCCCCCUUCGAACUCGGACGGCAGCGCCGAUGAGCAUCAGCCGCCCUCGGUGCUCCUGACACCGUUCUCGCCUCUUCCUCCUCCUCCUCCUCCUCCUCCUCUUCUUCUUCCUUCGCCACUUCAACCCACUUCGCCCUCUCGAUCCUCCACUCACCAUAUCGAGCCUCAAGCCCUGGUCGGAAAAGCUGGCUGCCUGUCGGUCGAGCGAACCCAUCGCCAGCCUCGGACUCACCGGCCGCCUCCGGCCGGACAGACCAGCGCCGCCUCGACGGCGACCCGGAGGGACUCGGACCGCGCCGGACGGCGUGGCCUGGCCUGCCAUUGGGGCGUUGACUGGAGCGCAGACGUCCUACAAGAUUGGAAGUACGUUGCCUCCGUAAUCGAUCGUCUGAUGCUUGCUAUCUUCGUCCUGGUGACAACUGUGGGCACGAUAAGCCUAUUCAGUAGAGCUCCCUAUAUUUUGCAGGACUUUGACCAAGACGACGUGAUCAGGCUGUGCUCAGCGCCUAAUUGA
Messenger RNA from Protopolystoma xenopodis, 2301 nucleotides. Lineage: Eukaryota; Metazoa; Platyhelminthes; Monogenea; Polystomatidea; Polystomatidae. The record is from the annotation of a GenBank genome assembly.